Apaloderma vittatum (bar-tailed trogon) is the source of this 1470-nucleotide messenger RNA. It is a transcript of the gene PCID2, whose product is annotated as PCI domain containing 2. The coding region runs from base 1 to 1200 and encodes 399 amino acids. Gene Ontology annotation, cellular component: transcription export complex 2. The record is from RefSeq and is a predicted model, not a curated record. Gene Ontology annotation, molecular function: RNA binding; double-stranded DNA binding. Gene Ontology annotation, biological process: post-transcriptional tethering of RNA polymerase II gene DNA at nuclear periphery; poly(A)+ mRNA export from nucleus; transcription elongation by RNA polymerase II. NCBI's taxonomy places the organism in Eukaryota, Metazoa, Chordata, Aves, Trogoniformes, Trogonidae. The transcript is spliced from 14 exons.
AUGGCGCACAUCACCAUAAAUCAGUAUUUGCAGCAAGUACAGGAAGCCAUUGACAGCAGAGAUGGACAAUUUUGUGCAGAGUUGGUGUCAUUUAAACAUCCACAUGUUGCAAACCCAAGGCUACAGUUGCCAUCUCCGGAGGAAAAGUGUCAACAGGUUUUGGAACCACCAUAUGAUGAAAUGUUUGCAGCCCACUUAAGGUGUACUUACGCUGUUGGAAACCAUGACUUUAUAGAAGCAUACAAAUGCCAAACAGUUAUUGUCCAAUCUUUCUUGCGAGCAUUUCAGGCACAUAAAGAAGAAAACUGGGCUUUACCUAUUAUGUAUGCUGUGGCCCUUGAUCUUCGAAUUUUUGCUAAUAAUGCAGAUCAACAACUAGUGAAGAAAGGGAAAAGCAAAGUUGGCGACAUGCUGGAAAAAGCAGCAGAACUGCUGAUGAGCUGUUUUCGAGUCUGUGCCAGUGACACCCGAGCAGGCAUUGAAGAUUCCAAGAAGUGGGGCAUGUUGUUUCUUGUGAAUCAACUGUUUAAAAUUUAUUUUAAGAUCAACAAGCUCCAUCUAUGUAAACCUUUAAUUAGAGCAAUUGACAGCUCAAAUUUGAAAGAUGAGUAUAGCAUGGCGCAGCGAGUUACGUACAGGUACUAUGUUGGACGCAAAGCCAUGUUUGACAGUGACUUCAAGCAAGCUGAAGAGUAUUUGUCAUUUGCCUUUGAGCACUGUCACCGCUCAAGCCAGAAGAACAAAAGAAUGAUUUUGAUCUACCUGCUGCCAGUAAAAAUGUUGUUGGGCCAUAUGCCAACAGUUCAGCUUUUAAAAAAGUAUGACCUUAUGCAGUUUGCCGAAGUAACAAAGGCCGUGAGUGAAGGCAAUCUUCUCCUACUGAAUGAGGCUCUGACAAAGCAUGAGACCUUCUUUAUUCGAUGUGGAAUCUUUCUUAUCCUUGAGAAGCUGAAAAUCAUCACGUACAGAAAUCUCUUUAAGAAAGUGUAUUUACUACUCAAAACCCAUCAACUCUCUCUAGAUUCCUUUCUUUUUGCACUGAAAUUCAUGCAAGUAGAUGAUGUUGAUAUUGAUGAAGUCCAGUGCAUUUUAGCUAACCUUAUAUAUAUGGGUCACAUCAAAGGCUAUAUAUCCCAUCAGCAUCAAAAGCUUGUGGUCAGCAAGCAGAACCCAUUUCCUCCGCUGUCAACAGUGUGUUGAGUGUUGUGUCUUACCCGCACGAACACUUUGGAGAUACUCAGCUUGCCCAGUAAAGCUGCCCCCGAUCCUCCCGGGAGCACCGUACACAACCUGGUUCAUGUCCAGGACCAGAAUACCAGGAACUGUUUGUGGUUCCUUUCCCAGAACGGCCAAGACUGCCAGUGUUACAAAGUGUAUUGGAACGAAAUGCUGACUUUUCAAUGGUAGUUUCUGCAGACUUUCUGGAUCAUUCAGCGUAUUUCUUGAGGAAAUAAAGCAACGCAUUCCGAA